UGGGGUCUCUAUAGUCCAGCAUCGAGUUCAGUACUGGAUAGGUAUGUAUUUCCUUUUUCAGGCCGAACGCAAGGCCGCACAAGCAAGUCAUGCGAGGCCAUCGAUGUCAAAAUCUCCCUCGUUCCUGGAUGAGCCUCUUCAAUCCAUCCGGUGAUCGACGACACACCGAUUCCGCGGGACCACCAGUAUGCCCGCUACUUCUGUGGAGCUAUGGACGCUGUAUGCGUUUGGGGUAGCUGUCACUCUCCUCCGGACCUAUGCAAGGGUGUCGGCUGUUGGCUAUCGUGAGCUUCGCGCUGAUGACUAUUUGAUCUGGCUCGCUUUGCUCCUCUACACGGCUCAGACGAUUCUCGGAUACAAUGUUGGGAUUGCCUCUCACGGUCUCGCGAACAAUGGCAUGACGGAUGCUCAAAGAAGUGCGCUCUCGCACGACGACCCGGAAUACGGAUGGAGAGUCAUCGGAUCCAAAAUCCAGUUGGCGGGUUGGACAACAGCACUCUGCUUGCUUUGGACGCUCAAGCUGUGCGUCGCGGUCUUCUACUAUCGGCUCACGAGCGGCCUGAGCACAUACCAGAAGCGCAUCAGCGUCGCGAUGGGUUUCAUUGCGACCACAUUUGUGGUAGUCGUAUUGACCAUUUUCCUGUCGUGUAGGCCACUCAACCACUACUGGCAGAUAUCGCCAAACCCUGGAAACUCUUGCCAACCAGCAAUAUCGAAGCCCAUCGUCUGGGUAACGUUCGUCACGAAUGUGUCCACAGAUAUCUUUUUGUUCAUGAUACCCGUCCCAAUGCUGUGGAAUUCGAGUUUACGGCUGUACAAGAAGGUAGCUGCCACCUUGGUGCUCUCUGCUGGCCUCUUGAUUAUCAUCUGUGCGACGCUGAAAAGCAUCUUUGUUAUCACUGACCCUAUCGAUGGUGGAGCACUGGCGGCCGAAUGGGGUACCAGGGAGACCUUCGUCGCGGUCCUGACCACGAACCUGCCAAUGAUCUUUCCCUUACUCAAGAUAUGGCUGCAACCAUUCCUGCCUAGCACAUUGCGCUCUAGUAGCAACAAGGCAUAUAAAACACCGGGUAGCGGGUUUGUAACCAUUGGCGGUGGAGGUGCUUCGAGCCAUGCCAACAAGAGUCCGUGGAGUGGAGCCCGGAUCUCAGCGAACAUAAACCUUGACAAUGAGAGCGAGGAACGCAUCAUCGAAGAAAACGACAUAAAGAUGCAGCACCUGCAUUCUCCGGCCGAGUCCCAGCGACCGCAGGGGGGAAUCAUCGUAUCCAAGCAUGUCUCGGUUACGACGGAAGCCUUCGGCAAGGAAGGCGCUCUCCGUCAAGUCUGAGUUGUACGUACCCAACCUACCUCUAAAUCGGAAAGGCGUAUGUUUCGCAGGAUGGGGUCGUAGAUACUCCUUCACCCUCGACUCGGGUGUCUAGCGCCAAAUUCAGCCAAUCGGCAAAGCAGGUACGAAGCUUUUGUGGCUAUGUUUGCAAGUGCGUGAAGCCGAACAUCACCUAAAAGACCCUGUUUGCUAGCAGACAUGGGUGCACAAACUACAGUGGACGUGUACAGGACCUGCCAGUCACUUAGAG
Molecule: messenger RNA, 1580 nt
Organism: Didymella exigua CBS 183.55
Lineage: Eukaryota; Fungi; Ascomycota; Dothideomycetes; Pleosporales; Didymellaceae
Exons: 5
Coding region: 188-1330 (380 amino acids)
Source: RefSeq, a predicted model, not a curated record